AUGCUAUCCCCCAAACGGCGGACCCGCUCUCUGGCUCGCGCUGUUGAGCGAACGUGUGUCAUAAUAGCUUCAUAUUUCCCUCUAGCAUUCGUUUAUGGCUUGACUACCUGGGCGGUAUGGGUUGAUGCCGGUAUCGGCCUUUUACCUACAAACAGUAGAUGGCUAGGUUUGCCCAGCUCCGCAGUAGGAGUCAUCCUAUAUAUAAUGCUGAAUCUAUCGUAUACGGUUGCCGUGUUUACAGACCCCGGCUCUCCCCUCGGUUCGUCAGAUAAGCGCGGCAACGGCCGUGGCCAGUAUAGUCACCUUCCUACGACCGAAAUACCCGAAUAUCAGAGCUAUACAGUCAAUAGGCAUGGCGGUGCCAGAUUCUGUAAGAAAUGUCAGUGCCAGAAACCUGAUCGCGCCCACCAUUGUUCGAGUUGCAAGAGAUGUGUUUUAAAGAUGGACCACCAUUGUCCGUGGCUGGCUACAUGCGUGGGACUUCGCAACUACAAGGCAUUCAUGCUCUUCCUUAUUUACACUUCCACCUUCUGUUGGGUCUGUUUCGCUACAGCUAGUCUUUGGGUUUGGGACGAAGUGCUGAGUGAUGUUGUAUAUGCCAACACCUUGAUGCCUGUAAACGUUAUUCUUCUUGCCGUGAUUUCUGGAAUCAUCGGCUUGGUGUUGACCGGCUUUACUGCCUGGCACAUCAGCCUGGCUGUACGGAAUCUAACUACUAUCGAGUCGCUGGAGAAGACCCGGUAUCUUUCCCCUCUUCGCAAAGCUCUCGACCGCCGACGUGACGAUUACCAAGCAGCACAUGGUCAGAACGGCAGCCAUCCUACGAGGAACGGUAAUUUUACUCAGCGACUACAAGGUUAUGGGCAGCAAAUACUUGAAGCGCAUGCCAAUGCUAUCCCAGGUGUGACACGUGCAGAAGAAGGCGAAGAGCGGCCUUCUCCCAUUGCAGAAGCCCAAACCAGCCACCAUGAGGAUUAUAUGUCCUUUUUGCGGGAAUCUAAUGCUGACGGCACACCCGCUCAAAAGGCUCUACAUCGAUCAUAUGAAGAUUUAGAAAGGCAGAGAGAACGUGAGCGAUACGAAGACUACCUUGACUCGCGAGACAGUGAAAACAUCCCUAGCCCCUUCAACCACGGAUGGAAGCAGAACCUGCGACAUCUGUUUGGUGACAACCCGCUUCUCUGGGCUCUUCCUAUCUGCAAUACCUCCGGCGACGGAUGGUAUUGGGAGCCUAGUCCUGCGUUCUUGGAAGCAAGAGACCGUAUCAGAGAGGAUCGUGAGCGCGAAAUGUCACAAUGGCUAGAACGACAACGUCAGCAAUCUUAUGAUCAUUGGAUGAACCCUAACAAUACAACCCCAACUUCAACCAGACCUGUUCCCAUGCAACGAUUCUCCAAGAGUGGGCCCAAUGACUCCCAGCCGAACUCUGGAGUCUCAAUGACAACGCUACGACCCAAAUCGCCACGACUGCAUCAUGAAGACAGCGACGAUGACGAAAAUGAUUUGAGUUCGGAAGAUGAAGAGCCACGAAAGCCGAAACGAGGACGAGUUGGUCAUUCACCUGGUAGCAAAGCUGAUCGAGUGCUCGGCAUCACCCGGGAUCAGUUUGGAAGCCCCAGAGAUGAUUGGCGAGACUGGGACUAG
Molecule: messenger RNA, 1644 nt
Organism: Talaromyces marneffei
Lineage: Eukaryota; Fungi; Ascomycota; Eurotiomycetes; Eurotiales; Trichocomaceae
Exons: 2
Coding region: 1-1644 (547 amino acids)
Biological process (GO): protein targeting to membrane; peptidyl-L-cysteine S-palmitoylation
Cellular component (GO): endoplasmic reticulum; Golgi apparatus
Molecular function (GO): protein-cysteine S-palmitoyltransferase activity
Source: RefSeq, a predicted model, not a curated record